Molecule: messenger RNA, 2288 nt
Organism: Salvia miltiorrhiza (redroot sage)
Lineage: Eukaryota; Viridiplantae; Streptophyta; Magnoliopsida; Lamiales; Lamiaceae
Product: pentatricopeptide repeat-containing protein At5g15010, mitochondrial
Exons: 1
Coding region: 414-2126 (570 amino acids)
Molecular function (GO): protein binding
Source: RefSeq, a predicted model, not a curated record
AUUAUUCUCAUUUUUUAUUUAUUGAAAUAAUUAAAAUAUUAAAUUCUCAUAAUUAACUUCCACAGUUCCACUAUCACCAAUAUUCCUAUAUAGGGAAUCUCUUCCUAUAUUGCCGAGAAGUCCCAACAGAAAACUUGAUAAACUACUGUGCAAGGAACUCGCCUGCCUAUUUCACAAGGCUUUUUCACUCAGUCAUUUUCUCAAACACCUGUGAUCACUGAUUCAGUUUUAGGAGAAUUCAUGCGAGAGAGAGAAGUCUUGGUGAAGUCUCUCACAGUCACAGUAGAGAUAUCGGUGGAGUAUUCCACACAGACAUUUUCUCAAACACCUCAUCGUGAUCGCCGAUGUCCGUCUCCGUCAAUUCACAAGUCUCCUCAAACGCCUCUUCCACAGCUUGAUUGCCGAUUGAUUCCAUGUCGCGGAAUCUGAGAAGAACGAUACCUGCACUGCUCCUCGCGCUCCGCGGUAAUCUCCAUUUCAAUCGGAUACCGCCGCAUACCAAACCAGAGCGCCGCCCUCUGCACUUUCUAUCUCGAUAUCCUAUUGUUAGCAGGCCACCAGUUUCUGCGGCUUUCACUUCCUCAAUCCACAGUGAAGGAGACUGCCGCAGCGGAUCGGAGCAUGAAUCAGAGAGCGAUUGUGAAGUAAUCGCAAGCGAUCCGGAUUCCUCGCGCGAUUUCGCCGCCGUUGUGGACAUUUUACGAACACCUGGUGCGCAGGAGAAGAGCGCGAAGCUGGAGGGAUGCGGAGUGAAUGUGACGCCGGGAUUGGUGGCAAGCGUCCUUUCCUCCGUGCGGAACGAUUGGGAGGCGGCGUUCACCUUCUUCCUGUGGGCCGGGAAGCGGCCGGGCUACGAGCAUUCGCGGCGCGAGUACCACUCGAUGAUAGCCAUCCUCGGCAAGUUCAGGAAGUUCGACACCGCGUGGGCUCUGAUCGACGACAUGAGAGCCGCGUCGCUCGUCACGACAAUGACGAUCCUGAUCAUGAUCAGGAAGUACGCAGCCGUGCACGACGUUGCCAAGGCGAUCAGCGCCUUCUACGGGCUGCGGCGCUUCAAGCUCGAGAUAGGAGUCGAUGAGUUCCAAGGCCUGCUCUCGGCUCUCUGCAGGUACAAGAACGUGAAGGAUGCAGAGGAUUUGCUCUUCUGCAACAAGGCCGCGUACCCGCUCAACACGAAGAGCUUCAACAUCAUCCUCAACGGGUGGUGCAAUGUGAUCGGCAGCCUGCGCGAGGGGAAGAGGAUUUGGGUGGAGAUGGAGAGGAGAGGGAUUAGGCAUGAUGUCUACUCCUAUUCAAGCAUCAUGUCUUGCUAUUCCAAGAUGGGAAAUCUCAACGCAGUGAUGAGGCAUUACGAGAGGAUGAAGGCUUUAGGCAUCAAGCCGGAUAGGAAAGCCUACAACGCCGUGGUUCACGCUCUGGCCAAGGGGAGGUUCGUUAACGAAGCUCGUAGCCUCAUGGAGACGAUGCAGGAGGCGGGCAUUGCCCCAGACUCCGUCACUUACAACUCGCUGAUCAUGCCUCUUUGCAAGUCGCAUCUCUUGGACGAGGCGAGGAAGGCGUUCGAGGAGAUGGUGGAGAGAGGCGUGGCGCCCACUGUCCGGACCUACCACGCCUUCCUCCGUGCUGUGAGGACUGCAGAGGAAGUGUUUGAGCUUCUGCAGAGUAUGCACGCGACCGGGUGCCAUCCGAGCCACGAUACGUACAUCAUGUUGAUCAGGAAAUUCUGCCGCUGGCGCCAGCUUGAGGACGUGUUCAAGCUGUGGGGCGAGAUGAGCAGGCACGGGCUCGACCCUGAUAGGAGCUCGUACAUCGUGCUGAUACACGGCCUUUUCUUGAACGGGAGGUUGGACGCGGCGCAUAAGUACUAUGUGGAGAUGAAGGAGAAGGAUUUGUUGCCGGAGGCGAAAGUGGAUGCUAUGAUUCAAGAAUGGUUGGCGAGUAAGAGUGAUGCAGAAGGCCAUGCGAUUGCUGCAUCAGGUGAGAACAAAUCUACCUCUAGUAGGAUAGGGGAAAGGGAAAAGGAGAGAUUCAAAUCCAAAAACAAUUUGAGGGAUGUUGAAUUUCGCCGACGGCCUGAAAUGAGGGGUGUUACUAGGGAGAGGGGCUUUUCGUUUUGGGAUGAAUGAGUAAUCUAUGUUUGGUGUUUUAUGGCUCUUCUGCAACUAUUUACUAUGAUAAUUCUCCUAAGUGGCUAUGCUAUGUAUGAUCUUUCCUUGUGCCGCAUUUCUAAUGAUUUUGUAACUUAUUUUGAUGAUACACCUGGUAAUGUUAGUGUCAUGAUUUAUAAA